AUGAGUUGGCCCGCCGGAAAUCCACUCCGACCGUUGCUGGGAUUCGGAUACUGGGUGCAGGGUUUCCAAUGCUUCCCAUGGAUGGGCGUGAGUUUCUUUCUCAAAGACAGCCUCAAUGCCGCUCCCUCAACUCUUCAGCUGUUGCAGACCUUAGCAGAUAUUCCCAAGAUCAUAAAAUGGUUCCACGGGAUUGUUUCCGAUGCAAUUUACAUCAGAGGCCAGCAUAGAAUCCCUUACAUUGCUAUUGGAGAUCAAGAUUGGAAGGAGGAUGAACAACUACUAGAUCUAUCAAUGAGGAAUGAACUAGAAGAGGAGCCAGUACCCUCUGCAACUUCAUGGCUAUCUAUAGGUUACUUUCCCUCAUCAGGCAUAUCAAUCUUCACCAUUACUCUCCUUUUAUGCGUCAGCAACCUUGGUGCAUCAAUUGUUGAAGUUGUUCAUGAAGCCCUUGUUACUGAGGUUGGAAGACAAAUGUCACAGUCAUCACCAUCUACUGGACUUAAGUCAUUUGUCAUGGUGGCUAGUUCUGUGGGUGGAGUCUUUGGUAACUUCCUUAGCAUCAGAGGUAUCAAACACUACUCCCCUAAAAGGAUGUUCGUUGCAUUUGGCCUCCUUUUAUCUGUUCAGCUCCUCACAACAUUCACUGUCCAUGAAUCCUCACUUGACCUCCCCAAGAGUGCAUCUGAUUCUGGUAUCCAAGAAAAAUUCUUUGAGUUAUCAAUUGCAUUGUGUGAACCCAAGAUUUUAUAUGCAAUUGCAUGGUAUGCAACAUCAUAUGCCAUUGUUCCAAGCUUCAAAGGCACCAUGUUUUUCCACCAAACACAGCAUUUAAACCUUGCCCCAUCGGUGUUGGUAUACUCUAGUCUGUUUGGAGAAGCAGCUACUCUUCUAUGGAGCAUAACAUAUAGUUAUAAUCAACGAUUGCAGUCAGUACCACCAGGAGAACUAAUUUCAAUUGUUCAGGUCAUAAUGGCUUUAUUCAAGUUCUCUAAUGUGUUGUUCGUGAAUGGGUUCUAUAAGAAAAUAGGCAUAGAGGAUUCAUUGUAUGUGGUAAUCUUCUUAGGGUUGUCAGAUGUCCUAUCCGGCUUCCGGUGGCUUCCAUUUAGUGUCAUCUUGGCAAAGCUCUGCCCACAAGGUUGUGAGGGAUCUCUUAUGGCCUUUGUCAUGUCUUCUAUCGAACUUGCUUACUUCAUCUGCCGGACCCUUGGCAUUGCACUCAUGAUACUCCUUGGCAUCUCAGAGAAUGACUUCUCAAAGCUACCGGAGGCCAUUCUGAUACAAGUCAUCUUUACACUGCUACCUUUGUGUUGGAGUUCAUGCAUUCUGAUUGGUGUUUCAUAG
This is a messenger RNA of Nelumbo nucifera (sacred lotus), 1341 nucleotides long. NCBI's taxonomy places the organism in Eukaryota, Viridiplantae, Streptophyta, Magnoliopsida, Proteales, Nelumbonaceae. The record is from RefSeq and is a predicted model, not a curated record.